GCAGAAAUAAUGGCUGACGAAAACUGGAAUGAGGAUGGAAUGGAAGCGGGCGGCAUGGCUGUGGAGAACAUGCCGUUGCCACAGGCGGCUGAUAUUCCCGAAAUCAAACUGUUCGGAAGAUGGAGUUGUUAUGAUGUUCAGGUUUCCGACAUGUCGCUCCAGGAUUAUAUUUCUGUCAAAGAGAAGUACGCGAAGUACUUGCCUCACUCCGCCGGUAGGUACGCUCACAAACGUUUCCGUAAAGCUCAGUGCCCGAUUGUGGAGCGCCUGACGAACUCCUUGAUGAUGCAUGGCCGUAACAACGGCAAAAAAUUGAUGGCCGUCAGGAUCGUCAAGCACGCAUUUGAAAUUAUCCACCUUCUAACUGGAGAGAACCCUCUGCAAGUUCUUGUGACAGCUAUUAUCAACUCUGGCCCCCGUGAAGACUCUACUAGAAUUGGUCGUGCUGGUACAGUACGUCGUCAAGCUGUGGACGUGUCCCCACUGCGUAGAGUGAACCAGGCCAUCUGGUUGCUGUGCACUGGUGCUCGUGAGGCAGCCUUCAGGAACAUAAAAACAAUUGCCGAGUGUGUUGCUGAUGAGCUUAUUAAUGCUGCUAAGGGCUCAUCUAACUCGUAUGCCAUCAAGAAGAAAGACGAGUUGGAGCGUGUUGCUAAAUCCAACCGUUAAUAUUUAAGUGAUGGACUCAAUAAAAAAAUAAGAAAAGUG
Messenger RNA from Hyposmocoma kahamanoa, 708 nucleotides. RefSeq names its product 40S ribosomal protein S5 (gene RpS5). Gene Ontology annotation, molecular function: rRNA binding; mRNA binding; structural constituent of ribosome. Gene Ontology annotation, cellular component: cytosolic small ribosomal subunit; ribosome. Lineage: Eukaryota; Metazoa; Arthropoda; Insecta; Lepidoptera; Cosmopterigidae. The transcript has a single exon. Gene Ontology annotation, biological process: translation; ribosomal small subunit assembly. The coding region runs from base 10 to 669 and encodes 219 amino acids. The record is from RefSeq and is a predicted model, not a curated record.